Molecule: messenger RNA, 2770 nt
Organism: Austrofundulus limnaeus
Lineage: Eukaryota; Metazoa; Chordata; Actinopteri; Cyprinodontiformes; Rivulidae
Product: cell wall protein DAN4
Exons: 10
Coding region: 640-1338 (232 amino acids)
Source: RefSeq, a predicted model, not a curated record
AAUCUUGUGCGGCCCUAAUACUCCGUCGUACUAAACAGCUUGGUAAGUAAAAGUUAGCAGACAAUAAUCUGCUAAAUAGGUUUUUAAAAAGUUAUUGGAAUCUGAUGCUAAAUAAGUAAAAAUUAACAGAAGCUAUCGCUAAAUGUAAAAAAAAUGAAAUUGCGAAAGCUAAAUUGCUAAAUGUAAAAAAAGAAGACAUUCUACAAAUGGUGAAGAGCAAUGAUGACAUUUUGUGUGUAACAACUUGUAUAAAUCUUAGAUGUAUACUUAAAAGUCUUUAAGUUGUUUGUUCUUGCAUAAUUUCUGACAUCACUCAUGUUUUUUUUUCCAUGUUCUGUUUUCCUCCUAAUUCAUCUAAUGUUGUCACAGCAGGAAAAAAUAAGCGAUGGGAGUUGCCUCGAACGCACGACUCCAAACCGUGGUUGUUAAAUGAGUUUGUACCGAAGGAGGGGUUUGCCUUGUUGAAAAAGUCUCCACAUCCACCCACUUUUCGUCAGGAAGGGAAGCCGAUGUAUUUCCUCCCCUUCUUUAUCUAAAGGAAGUGCGAAAAUAAGCACCAGCGACGGAGCACCCGGGCUCGGACACCUUUUGGGCAACCGGUCACUCAGCUGGAGUCUGUGGGACCAGUCAGAGAUCAUCAUGAAGUCCAUGAGGGUUCUUGUCCUCCUGUGUCUAGCAUCAGUCCAUGUCUUCACACCAGGUUCAUCAGAAGAAACAACAGCUCCAACGACUAAAGCCCCUACACCCACAACAGCACAAACAACCCUAAAUAACUCAGCAACACCUACAGCUCCAGCAAUUACUUCUGUGGUCCGCAUUUCGCUUCCUACUACUGUCAGCCCAACCUCCAAACCAACCAGCAAGUCUCCUGAAGUGAAKACGACUGCAACUGCUCCUACGACCUCGACCUCACCGACUACGACACAAAGACCACCUGUGACCACAGUGGCUAACCAGACCACCGAUAGAAAUUGGACGGGCAGCACUGCUGAAUCACCAGUGUUUGAGAAUGCAACGCUUGUAAAAGAGCAAAAGGACCAGACAGGCCAGCUUCCAUCAGGAGUGCCCARUGAAGAAAAAGGCAAAGAACCGUCUCAGCAGAAAGGUGCUGGUUCAGACAAAAGGCUGUGGUGGAUUCUGCUACCCACCCUCCUGGCUGUGGGUGCGAUCGCCAUCGUCUUCAAAUUCAAAAGCAAGAAAGUCCACGAUCACACAGAAACCAUCGACACUGGAACUGAGAACGCCUCUUUCCAGAGCCGGCCCGAGAGCACCAAAGAUGGAGUCAUGCUCCUGGGGGUGAAGUCAUCAGGCGGAGAAGAGAACGCUGCUGCAAGUUAAAAAGGAAAAAAAAGAAGCAUGUGGAAGAGYUACAGAGUUGCAACGGAUCUGCAGGAAGAGCCGAUGAUUGAUUUUGUUUUUAGGAAUUGAUUUUGAGGAAAUAUUUUGGAACAUUUCAGAGUGUAAAAUAAAAAAACAAACACGUUCUUCAAGGUGUCAGGGCUUAAACUGAAGCGUAUGAAAAAUACUAAUCACGAUUUAUGAUCUAUACAGCCUGUUUUAAUGAAGACACUCUUAAAAAGAUGGUACAGAACUUUCAAUGUGGGGUACUGUGAAACAAGGAUGAAUAAUUAAUAUCUUACCUGUUGUAGAUAGCUCUUUGAAUGACUUUAAAAAAGAAAAAUGAUCCUAAAAGGACCAGACUGAUGAGCUAACGGCUAGUCUGAGAGGAGCCAUGACCAAAGUGGACUGCUACUGAUUUAAAACAACUCCUCAGUGGUGGGCAAAGCUAACCAAAAUGUUAGCUCUGCUAGCUCAUAAUCUGCUAACUAUAAAUAUAGCUUCACUAACAUUAAAUUGCUUAACUUGUAAAAAAUAUAAAAUAUUAAAAUUAAUGGAACUUUACACUAAAUAAACAUCUAACCAAGUAAAAAAUUAGCAGAACAUACCAACUAACCGGUCAUCCAGUCUGCUGACGUUAGCUUGUUAGUUAGCUUUUAACUAAUUUAAAGUUGGCCAAACCUAAUUUAGUGGAAGCUAACUGGUUGGCUUAUUGUCAGUUUUUCAUUACACCACUAAUUAUAUUGUAUUCUUCUGUUAUUUGUUAUUGAUAAAUCAAUCGGACACUUCUGGCAGGAUUAUUGUAACAAUUAUGUUGAUUUUAAAACAGUUAAACAACUCAUUUCUGUGUUUUAAGACGAUCCACUUUGGUCUCGGCCCAACUCAGAAUUAUCAGCUCAGUAAAAUCUGUUUCUUCAAAAUGAGGUUUGUCCAAAGAGCUAUCUACCACAGGUAAGAUAUUAACUGUUAAUUACCUUUUCACAGAACCCCGCUUCAAAAGAUCUGAACUGCCCCUUUAAGUAAAGCUGCACUGCUGUUUUCUGUCUGUACAUUUUGGUUCACAAACACGUUUCCUGUAAAGUUCACCCACCUGAGAUUCAUCACAUGUUUGAUGUAAUAAAUCACUUUUUUUGUUUUUAUAGUUCUUUGGUUUUGUUGGUGUCGUAUUUUAUCUGAUCUGAAAUCCUGUUUUGAUUCUGUGUUUUAGGUUUCACUUAAAUGUUGUUUAUAGAACUGGAUCUUUGUAGGUUUAUUUCCAGUAACCCUGGCUUGCAAGAUAAAGCUCUACAUUUAUACAAAAUCUCGUUUUUUUGGACCUUGGAAGUAGGAGUAGAUUAUUAUUAUUAUUAUUAUUUUUCCUGAAGUUUUCUGUUAAGAAAAAAGAAACUCAGAUGUAAUAAACUGAAUUUUCUAUAAAGCCACUGGAACUGAA